UGCCGUCACUGAUACGGAUGCUCUGGUUAAAAAGUAUUGUUGAAGUGCUUAGGGUUAGUUCUGCGGAGUGUGUAUCUGUGGGCCGAUCCUCAAAGCAUCAUUGUGUGUGGAGUGGAGAUUCUGCUUGCGCGAGUCGACUGCGCUCGCCUGUGCUCCCGCGAGAGUUUUCACGCGUUUGUUCUCGCCUCGCUGUUGCAAUCGCUCGCCUGUCUGCUGCCCGCUCUUCUCUUAACACAAUAUUUAUUUCCCACAUCGCCGCCGCUAAAGUGUUCUGUCCGCAUCGAGGACGAUCGGAAUAAAAUAUCUCGGGACGCUGACAUUACGGCACACAAUCAAUACAUCCUCUCUUGACGAGUAGGGCAGCCGCCGGUUCCAUAACAAUUUGCCAGCGGUGUCCCGUUGGGUUUGUUUGUGCCUGCUUCAGCAGCAUCUGUACCGCCGCGUUCGUGCCUCAGGGGCGCGGUGUAAGCGUCCAUUGCGCCUCGCUUUGUCUGUUUUUCUGUUUUCUUGGCGUUAUGUUCAGCCCCGGUCAGCAAGGAUGUGUCGGUCGCUUAUCGCCGGAAGAUACGCGAGGCCCAGCUUAUAUGAUGCUCGCGAAGCGCUGCUCCUUGCGUGGCUUUCUGCGAAACCCAGUGAAAGCCAAGACAACAGAAAGGUGUCGAAGCGCCGGAGAACUCAACAAGAUGAAGCACGCGUAAUGCAAGCUCUGUUGAAUUACAGCUUACUUUUUUUUUUUUUUUCGGCCUCCUUUUCUUUUUGCGAGUGUCGACCGCGGCUACUGUUAAACAGGCGUCUAGCACGGAAAUCGAUAUAUCGAGCUGCAGCUCGUCGGGCCGCGCAUUACGGAACGUGUAGCGGUUGUUUCACGGACUGGCCAGACAAGGAAAGAAAAAAGAAAGUGACGAUCACCGCCCGCGACGAUGCCAAUUACGCCGAUUAAAAUUCCGCCGAGCCGCCGCGUGAUACCGCCGUUGCGUUCUCGUUCAGAGAAGCCAGUGCGGCUUGAGGCGUCACUUUGAAGAACAAGCUUUCACACUUUGCCCGUCACGGCAACGUUCUGCGCUCCCGCAUCCUGUCUUCUUCGAUUCUUUCUUUAGUUUCUCCUUGGAGGCCGUGCCAUGAGUUCCCGGAAGCGGCCCCGCCCGGGCAGCGUCUCUUAAGCUUUGCCGGGGCAGCAAUGUCUGCCAAGGCCCCAUACUACUACAGUGAGCUGGGGCCCGACAAGAGCCCCGUGGGGGCGCCGCCACCUCCUGAUGAGCCGCCUGCAGGGCUCAAUGGCGGCACCCCGCCUCCGGGCUCUUCGGCUUCGGAGUCUGCAGCCGCGGACACAUCACCCGUCGGUGACCAGGGCGGCGGCUUCUUCAACCCGCUACUCUCGAUUGAGCCCGAUGUUUCAGUGCCAGACACAUCACCAAAGCGCAGCACUGGUGGCAAUAACAACAACAAAAAGAAAAAGAAAGCCAAGAAAAAGGGUGGAUCUCCCAGCAAGUCCAAUGGCAUCUAUGGCACGACCACAGCAUAUGCACGCCAGCUGCUUUUUGGCUCCAGCAAAGCCAACAAUGGGAAUGACAAGAAGAACCGUCGGGGCUCUGAGCCCAACAUCUACGAGGAGAUAACGGACGCCGAGGAACAGUACAGUGCUGCGCGGAGUGAACAGUGUCUGCGGGCGGGCGGUGCUCCAACGAUUCCGCGGCGACCUCGCCCGCCACCUUAUGAUGGUGCGCCGCCACAUGUGCGCGAGGAGGUGACGCGGGUGCACCGCACGCAUGCGCACAUCCUCGAGAACCUCAACCUUGAUGUGGAGACCAUGUUGAUGCCGGACGCUGUGCCGCUGAGCGAGGUGCGGGGUGGGGGGGACCAGCAGCAACGGGGCAGCAGUGGGGACUAUGGAACGUUGGGGACCAAGCUGGGGAGACCGAUCGGGGACCCCCACCACCAUCAUCCACACACGACGUGGAGACGCGUGAUGAAUGAGUACGUGGAGCAUCGAUCGGCACCCGGGGAGCUGCAGGGUGGCACGCUGCCGGCGAGGGCAUCCAAGCUGCACCGCAUCCCUUACGCUAGUCACAAAACAUUCCAGCAGCCUUGCCAGUCGGCACCGCCUCCUCCUCUCCCCGCUGGGUCAGCGUCCGCCAGCCCUUAUGGGCGCGCGGUGCUGCCCAGUGGCAGCGAAGCGGGCACCGCACCCCUGCCCGAGCCUCUGUACAUGCUCUACGACGACACGCACAAGCGGAGAACCACACCGCUGCUUGCCGCUGCAGAUGCAGGGAUGCGUCCUGAGGACAACAUCUACGAGGAGGUGGACAUCUACCGACGAGACACCAUCACCUGCGAGGAUGGCUACAGCGCAGCUGGCUCCGAGCUGGGCCUGGACCACUCGGAGAGCUCGGAGGAAGGUGACCUCACGGGCCGAGUACGCCGAGGCUCACGCUUGGGCAGUGGCAGCAGCAAGCCGGGCAAGAAGCGCAAGGAUUCCGACCUGACCAGCAGCUUCACACGCUUCUUCUCCACCCGACGGAAAGAUUUCGAUUCUGACAAGUUGGGGAGCCGCAUGGGAAGCCGCCAGUUGUCAGAGGAUGAAGGCUAUGGUGAUGUGAAAGCGCCCAAAAAGCAGCGACCUCCAUUGACUCUGCCAGCUGUGCCUCCUGGCCUCACACCUGAACAGAUCAAGAGGCGACUCAUUGUAAAUAAUAUAGUUGAAAGCGAAAACUCAUACGUUGGAUCUCUUCAGAGGCUUAUCUUUGACUUCAAGCGCCCGCUGAUGGCCAGCCAGCCUCCGCUUGUGAGCCAGCGCAAGGUGGACACCAUGUUCUUCCGUCUGGAGGAGAUCCUGCAGUGUCACACGCUCUUUGGCAUCGCCCUCACCCAGUGCGUCUGCGAAUGGGACAAGGAAGAGCGCAUAGGCGAAGUCUUUCUCGCCUCGUUCUCGAAGCCAAUUGUACUCGACAUCUACAGCGACUUCAUCAACAACUUUAGCACAGCCAUGGAGACAGCGAAGCAAGCAGCUAAGAGCAAGUCUGCCUUUGCAGAAUUCCUCAAGAUGAAGCAGAUCUACAGUCCUGACCGGCUGUCAUUCUUCGGCCUCAUGGUGAAGCCUGUGCAGCGGUUUCCACAGUUCAUCCUACUCCUUCAGGACCUGCUGAAGCAGACGCCCAAGGGCCAUGAUGACCGGAUGUACCUGCAGCUGGCCCUGACCCAGCUGGAGCAGCUGGCUGAGGCGCUCAACGAGCGCAAGCGCACGGCCGAGCAGCAUCAUGCCGUCCUGCAGGUGCUCGGGUCGCUGGGCUCCAAGUUCUCACUCAAGGCACUGGCAGCAGCUUCCUCAACAGUGGACAGCACAGAUCACUUCCUUUUGCGGCAAGAUGACGUACUACAGCUGGAAGUUGACCAGAGCGGGCUUGUUGUCAAGUCGAAACCGCGGCGUAUUUUCCUGCUGAACGACCUUCUUGUCUGCGUCACAGUGACCUCAAGGCCAUCGGAAGGGGGCCAGGGUGGCAGGGAGCGGCUGAGUCUCAAGUGGGCAGUGCCCCUGCAGGACGUGGAUGUGCAGGAGGACAUUGCCCCGGCCACUCGCAACCUCCUCGCCUCCUCCGGACGGGCACGAAACUCGGCGGGACGCCUGGUGCCGCUGGGACACCCCGAAGGUGCAGGUUCCAUGCAAGUGCUGUACGAUGAGCUCACUGACCUUGUCCAUGACCUGGAAGUUGUGAGCCGGAUUGCUGUGCUAGUCAAAUCACUCAGGAGACCCUACACGGAGAUCUCGGUGGAGAGCGUCCAAAGCAUGGCACGCAGCAUCCAGGACUCGGUGCGCCAGAAGGAUGAGGAGAUAACCCUGCUCGACAGCUGCUGUCUGCAACUGGCACUCCCACAGAAGUCUAAGUCCCAGAAAGUACAAGUUAGUUUCCAGCUGUCAAGCCCUGCUGUUAAAAGAGACUGGACUACUGACCUGCGCCUCGCAAAGCUGGCUUUGGACCCCAACAACAUGCCAGCUUGGGAUGUGCCAGAACUGGACAAGCGGCCGUCCAGCAAGCUACCUCUUCUCGUUCGGUUGACGCCCCUCUACCCUGCCUCAACGCCCACAGAGGUCAAGUGUGGCUGCUUCUACAGUGUGGCACCCACAACGCCGGGCGGCCUUCGGGGCCAGUACCUGUGGCUGUGCAGCACCGACGGCGUUAACAGCCACCUGGUGAUCCUGUCGCUGCAGCAGAUCGCCCUGCGCUCGGUGGGUGCCUUCGACCUGCCCGAGUCCCGCAUCGCGGCCAUGGAGGCCGUGCCACCUGCCCCGGACCCAGAUGUCAGCCCGCCUCAGCCUCCGCCUCCGGGGGCUGCCGAGACUGUGUGGAUCACCACCGAGACGAAGAGGUUGAUCCUGCUGCUGGCUUCAUCUCCGGACAAGUGGACUGAAGUAGGCAGCACCACAGUGGUAGCACCUGUGACCCAGAUACUUUACCACUGUGAACGUGUGUAUGUGGCCCUGAGCAACGGCUCUCUCAAUAUCUACCAGAGGGACCCAGCAACUGGUGCGUGGGAUCUGGAAUCCCCUGGUGUUCUCGUCCUGGGUACGGAGCCCAUAACGUCCCUACUUCCCCUGGGAGCUCUGUUGUACUGCGCCUGUGCAGACAAGAUCUACGUGCUCGACGCAUUUACGUCAGACAUACAGAGGACGCAUACAUUGAACCAAGAGGAAGGUGGCCAAGCCUACCUCAUGGCUCAUUCAGGCACGGGUCUUUGGAUUGCACUGAAGAACUCGUCUCGCAUCAGCCUCUACCACACAGAAACCUUCCAGCACCUGCAGGAUGUGGACGUUGCUGAGGGUGUCAACCGCUUCCUUUCAGCCAAGCAAGGCAGCGUGCGGCCAGCGGUGACAGUGACCUCCCUGGUGGCUGGCCCGGGCCUGCUCUGGGUGGGCACGAGCGCCGGGGUGGUGCUAACGCUGCCGCUACCUCGCCUCGAGGGCGUGCCCAUCCUGGGAGGCCGCACCUACCUUGCGCACCAUGGACACCGAGGACCCGUCACCUUCCUCCUGUGCCUCCAGCCACGGGUGCACCCGUCUCGUCGUGGAUCCAGCAGGGCCCAGCAACACAGGACUUCGGUUGCCCCAGAAGAGGCGGGUGCGGAGCAGCUCGCGGAAGAAGGUGAAGAGGAGGAAGAAGAACUGGCCAAAGCUGCAAAGGAUGUUGAAGGAGGCGAUGCUGUGACAGAGGAGGCAGAGCUGGACGCAGCCAGCACGAGUGGUGUUCAGAAGCAGAAGUCAGACUCAGUCUUGCCCUCUACACCUGCCAGCCACAAGCUGGGAACAAGGGCGCUUCGUCGGACGGCCACUGAGAACAUACACAUGUCGGGUGCCAAGACGCUUCCCCGCGGCCUCUCCCUGUGUGCCCGGGCCAGCGCUGCAAGCGGGCUGACCCUGAGCAGCGCGGGAGGCGUGAGCACUGACAGCGGCAACGACAGUGGCAGCAGCCCCGAGGCGAGCCGCAGCGAGGUGUACGGCCUGUACGCAGACCUCAUGAAUGUGCAUGACUACGAGAGCCACGAGCAGCUCAACCGCAGCGACCCGGAGCUCAUGCACUUCCACUUCGCGACACUGGGGCGCAGGUCGCACCGACCCGGUCGACCACGUUCCUGGGACCUCUCCACUAUGGAGGUGUCGGGAGACUCCGACUCGUCCGCAGCCACUUGCGACGCCCACAACGCAGCCAAUGCGGCUGCCCAGGCUGCUGCGGCGGCGCAAGGUGGCGUCGUACUUCAGGCAGCUGGCACCUCAUCUUCUUCAUCUGACGCGGGGCCCAAGUCAUCAUUCGCAUCGUCACCGUCACCAUCACUGUCAUCGGUCGAAGGGCCGGCGUACGGCACAUUGCGGCAGCCGCGGCGACCAGGUCAGCCUGUGCCAAGGGGAGCGCACCAUUCGGGUUCAGGGGGCAGCGCAGACGGCGGGCCACAAAGCAAGACGCUACUCACUUUGACUGGAGGUUGCGGCUACGUCAAUUGGCGCAGGGCAGUUGGUGAUCACCUGGCCACCUCACCCAGUGGCGAUGCCCUCGUGCUCAUCUGGGAGAUGAAAGUCUGAAGCCGGAUCGCCAUCGCAGUCUUUUUUUCAUUUCUCAGCAGGACAUGGCCAAGUUGCUUCGCGACUAUGUAUGAAGACGGAUACGUAGGGUUUUUUUCCCCCUUCGUGAUGCAGCUAGCUUCUCUCUCUACCAACUUGUGCAAGGCACUUGACGGUUGGGUGAUAACGCUCCUCACCUUUGAAGGUUGUGUGCAUGCAUUGAAGUGGGUUUUGGUCGAGAAUGGUGGAGACUGAAGGUGAUUCUGGAAAGAGAGCUUGAAAACCUCCACGCCAUUGCGCUACUUUCAGGAGCCAUUUUUACUCAAGUUUGGGUCAGUUUUGUUUUGCUCUGUAUUUGCUUUUAGUUUGGGGCACGAAACAUAACGUUGAUAUAGAUACUUUCUUUGUUUUCUCUAUCUUUCUGUUUGAAGAACGAAAUUGUCAGUGUGGCACCAUACCAAAAGAAAGCUUUAUUAUUAUUUUUUAAAUUCUUCGAUAACAUCUUUUCGUGUUGGAGACUUCUGGAUUGUCAACUUCUUGGCCACUGUCACAUGCAAACAAAAAGCAGCUGUGCGUUUGGCACAUUGACUUGUUGAGCAAAGGCUGGCUGAGCUGAGUGGAAGCAGAAAAGGGGUGCAAAUUACCAUUGUGUAACCCUGGCUGCUACAUGUUCAGAUAAAAUCUGUUGAGGUAGUGCAGUAAGUACAUUUGUGAAUGCUAGAUGCUUUUUAAUUGGUCAGGGCUUGUCCUUGCUCAACAUGAUGCACAGUGCAGUCCACCCUUGGAGCAAAAAAAAAAAAAAUUCAGAAAGAUUUGUUAGAGGCUGGCCAGGUGGUAUCGACUAGUUGAUGAGUCCCAUCUCGAGUUUCCUAAGGAGCUCACAUUUAUGACUAGCGUGUGUAGUGACGAAAUAAUGUCGCGACGGGAAGUCAACGUCCACUCUCCUUCCUUCUGACCUCUAGAAUUUUCUGCGGGAUGCUUCUGAGCAAAGAAAGAAAUGUUUAUAGCGUGCGAUAGGGGGGAGCCUUCUCUGCUGGGUUUUUAGAAACGGGUUUUUUCGAUGAUGCGCCUUGCUGCCAGCUGUGUGCCGUUGCCAUGUUCUUGGCAAAUGUAGGCUUGAGCCCGAGAGGAUAGCAUAUUGAAAUUGCACCUUGGUGUUUUAUUGUGCUCAACUGUCAUCCUCCAUCGUCGCAGAAGUGUUACACAGCCAAAGCUUGUUGUAGUAGUAGUAGUCGCCUAACUUUCCACAUGAACAAGAAAUAUGUUUUGUCUCCAAAAAGAGAAUGUGUGAAGGAACUGCAAAAUAACGAAAGGCAUCACGAGUGUUUCACAACAUGAGGUACAUUGUUCUGGUGGCACACGACUGUGUGUCUGCAGACUUCUUUCUUCUUCUUCUUUUUUUGUGACGCUCCGUGUGACUGUUCUCUUGCAUUUCUGUUUGAUCUGUCCUCGUAGCUAAGCUUGGACGCUCUAGAAGACUGGAUUGCGAACCUUCACACACUUCAGUGGCACUAGAGAUUUAGUUGGCCUAGUUUAUUUCUGCAGUUUUGGUGUCACCAAAGUACCUUUCAUCAUUGUAUAUGGAAUUGGUGGAAGCCGAGAUUCAUUCAAAGGCUAACAUAAGUAUUGCGAAGCAAGUGUGUUGUGCCUUCCCCUGGUUUUUUUUUUUUUCUCCUCGCAUUCAUUUUGAGCUGCGGGGCAGCACUUCAUGCGCUCCUGCUGCCAUUGUAGGAGUGGUUAAAGUUCAUGCCCCAGUUGAACAUUUCAUGUCCAAGUGGGUGCCCUACUCAGCUUCACGUGGAUCUUGUCCGCGUGUUUCACCACUGCCCUAUCCAUUGAUUAUGUUUUACAAUGCUCGUAAUGACUUCUGUAGCUGGCAUUUUCUGCGUUUCCUUUCUGCCGUGGCUUGUGGUUUCUGAACAAAGACGCAUACAUGAAGAACUUCCUGAAGCUUGUGGUAGCAGACAUUGUUUUGUUUGUUUUUUUGACAAUACAAAACAGUCAUUACGGUUUAUUCAAUCCUAGGCAUUUUGUCACACGCUAAAGGGUGCCCUUGAUAAGCUUUUAACAACCUGUGGUUGCCCUGUCUGUGGCAAGCCAUUAUUUACUUGUACAUUUAAGUAUUCAUUUUUUUCUCGAGAUUUAAGUCCUCUUUACGGUGUCUGGUAUUCUCGUCAAUAACUCCACCUGGUUAGCUCCACUGGCCGUUCCUGACAUAAGCAGAGCGGUACGGCUCCCAAGUUAACAACAUGGCUUCAACAGAAUGCUGGUUUGAAUGCUUGAACUACAUUCCCUCAAAAAUGUGCCUCAGUUUGAAAAAUUUCCUUUCAUCAAAAAAAAAUAUAUAUAUUCUUCCAUUUAGAGUUGUUGCAUUAUCCACUCUCAUUUGCUAGUUAAUGGCCUUUCUGUUUGGUUGUUGCAUCCGCAAUCUGGCAGGAAAAAAGUUUUACCUCCCCUUCCUCCCUGCGUUGGGGACAGCCAUGAAGGCAGCAACCACAGAUAAGUGCUGAUUAUUUUCGUGCAUAAUCUCGGAUGUUUGCUUUAAAUGUAUUAUGCACGUGUAAGCAGAUGCCGGGGUAGGCACGCACUAGCCGAGUAGUUCUCCAGCAAGCCCUAUGCUAUGCAACACAGGGGAAUGCGGAGAAGGUGGUACUUCGGGAAGCCCUUGCAACUUUCGACUCUGCGUUAAGCUGGAGUCGACAGUUACAACCUUUGUGGAAAGCCAUUCCUGCUGCAGCACCUCGGGGGUGUUGCACUCCCUGCAAAUCCCAGUUAGGAGUGUGUUGUGUGCGCAAGAUUUCUGGUGGGAGCAGCUAAUGCAUGUAGUACUUGCAAUAUCUGGCGAGCUAGCCGGGUACGCAGUACCAUUGUAAAAUGGGAAAAGUAACACAAUAGAACUUUAUCUACACAUUCCCGGUUCAUGCAUGUUCCCGGUUUAUGCAGUCAUGGUCAAAAACAUUUUGAUAUGCACCCCCUUUCGGAUCAUCAAAUUCAUACCGUGCAUUGUCUUGGAAGAGCACUUUGUCUUUCGCUCGCUCUGUCUAUCAUGGUCGAAGUACAUUGGUGAGGUUGUACUGUGCUUUGCUGAUUAUCUUCUUCAUUAUUUUGAUUUUGUAUGGAGUUUGGGUUGCAAACCGUUUCGGUUGCAUCUCCAGCCAGUGAAAUAGCCAAGUAGUAUAUGGUAUUGGUUUUGUCUAGCAGAUUUCCUCCUUUCUUCUUGUGCAUCGAUAUCUUGACAAAAAAAGAAAAGGAAAAGCUUGUUUAUAUUAUAUUCCCACAUCAUUUCAGUGGCCUCUUCUCCUAAGCAUAAUAGCUAGAACAUGCCAGCCUCGGGAAUUUCGUUCAUUGGCAUAACUUACUGGUUCUUAAUGUCUUCACCUGGUUUUAACAUUAGGGGCUCGAGGCUUUUAUUUUGUAUCUAUCACUUUGGGCAACCACUCUUUUUGUAUGUCUCCCAGCUUGCCCAUGGAAAGAACUGUGUAGUUGGCAAAUUUUAUUUAUUUCGAAUUCACUUCAGGCUGCAUUGUGGUGAAGGUCACUCCUUGUAAAUGAUUCCACUUGUUUUCUUUUUUCUUAUUUUGGUUUGUGCUAUCCAGCAGCACAUGAACAACAGCUUUUAUUGUCACAUUAAGGGGCCUUUGUAAACUGCUUCAUUGUCUGGCCUUUGCGGCUCAUUAGCACGUUUGCAUUUUGGGUACUCUUGGCAGCUUGCGCGUUAGCAGCAGGACUUUGUGAACUUUGAGCAGGAAACACUUGUGGUUACUUUCCUUGGCCGUGCAACGUUCACUGGUGCGAUAAUAUACAAGGUAUGGAAACGGGUCAGCAGUAGAACAAGCACAUAAUUUUGUUUCUCCCAGGGUACGUUUCACUCUUCACAUCAUCAUAAGAAAAUCAGCCCCCUGCCCCCUCCCGGCGUCUGUAUGCUAUGUUCCUAAACUACUCUUUGCAUCGCUGUGCUUUUGUUCCUAAAUACCAAAGGCCGUUUUGUCAUUAUUUUUUUUUAUAUAGCCAGCAGCAAACUUAUGCCAGUGCCCUUUUCUUUUGUUUCCUAAAAUAAGCCACACAUUAAAGGCGUGCUUUGAACAGUUCACACAUUUGUUUGGGAGCCUCUUGCUUGGCAAUACUGUACUGCAGACCUCAAGAGGGCACCCACUGUAGUUGUACAACGAUUUUCUUUUUUCAUUUGAUUCUUUUUUUCAUUUUCGUUGUCUGCUGCACCAUCUUUCUGCUGCUUCUGGCGAUGAAGUAGGCAGUGCUCCACUGAAGCUGGUGACGAAAGGUGAAAGGAGUUGGUUUGGAGCACCCAGUAUUGAUUGAGAAAUCCGAGCUGGAAUUGCCAUUUGCCGCUCACAUGUGCUGCCAUUUGGAAAGUUUUUUUUUUUUUUUUUUGUUGGCCGCGCUGCACUGCCACCAAAGCGCAAGAAUGAACAACGUAAGAAAAUACACGAGAAAGCAAGUUGCUUUUUGCUAGUCAUUUUCGCUUUUAAUUUCAUGCUAAUUUUUUUCUCUCUCUCACAUUAAUGAAGCAGCUUCAGUGUUUCUAAAGCUUUAAUGUUUUGCAAGAACAUGUCAUACUGUAUCAUUGCACAGAAAAAAAAGUGCCACAUUUGUUUGUAUGGUGGAAUACACGCAUUCACUUACUUUUGUCAACCUUUCAGCGCACAGUCGUUCUAUCUUGCGCACUGUAUGUUUUUGUUGUUUGUUUGAGCUACACGAGAAGGUUGAUGAGUACUGAAGCCACAUCAGGGUGUUCUUGCAAGCCACCACAAACGCUGUUUGGACGCUGCCUCUUAUUUUUUUUUUUUUGGACUGCCAAUUUCAAUUCUCCCUAUGACUCUGUGCUCAAGCUGGCUUUGUGUAAUGCACGCAAGCCAGCAGCAUAAGGUUGUGUCUGCCACUCUUGUAUGGUGGCAGAAACAGCAGCUCUCAAGUAAAUCUUUAUGCUUGCAUUUUCAAUGAGCAGGAGGAAAAAGAGAAAAAGAACUGUUAAGAAAGGCAAGAGCAGAAGUGUAGUCAAGAGGUCCUACCGUCUUUCCGGGUACUUUGCGGUUGUGGGCGAGCCAUUGCCGUCAGAAUUGUCGCGCUUGGGUUGCCACUAGAUGUGGGCCUUUACAUCGUGGAUGGGCUGAAAAUCGCACAGGUCUAGUGCAGUAGCCCAGUGCUUUAAUAAUGUGCAAAAAACUUUCUCUUGUGCCUCUGGUUUCAUGGUUUAUGAUUUCCAAGUGUUCCCGCAAGAAUCGCCAUUGUCUCGGCACAUAGAUAGCACAAUUCCGAAACCUUACUCCUUCUCUCAAGUGUGCCUGCUAGAUAGCCAGUAUUAGCUUGUUUGCAAAGACAUAUAGAGGAAGUGUUUCUCUUUUAUUUUCACUUUCUAUGUGUGUGUACUGCUACUGCAGUGAAACCUCAUCGCAGGCACAGUAAAAUUUUUCUCGCAAUUGCCAACUUCAAAGGUAGAGUCGCACAAUACACACAUUGGAACACUAGAUGCUUGUAUGUCGUAGUAACCUGCUGCUGAAGUUGCUGCAAUGAGGUUUCACGGUUGCACUAGGAACCUUGUAGAAUGUUCUUGUGGUAGAAAAUGGCCAGCACCGAGUGAAUGGGUAACGAUGGAGAAAAGAACACGGGGUUGAAAAUGUGUUCCCAUGUGUGUGCUGCAUUUGUGUAGCGCUGGAACGAAUCUCUCUAGAAAUGGUAGGGCAGCCGCCGGCCGCCGACAGCACACGUGGCGUCGACGGCUUCUUGCAAGUAUUUUCUACGGGGUAGCCUUUAUAUCGAUGUGUAAUGUCUUUGUGCGUAUUUGUGAGAGCCAAGUGAAAGACCAUUGCUGCUACUGAUGCGACUAGUGACCUGUGUCGCUCCCCCCUCCCCAAGUUCUCGAGUUCCCAAUGUUCUUCCUACUCCUGUCGUGGUGGUGAUUUUGUGCGAGCUGUCGUUGUCCUUCGCUUGCGAGACUCUACUGUGUCGUUGCCAGUGCUGCCCCCCCCCCCUUCCCCAUUACUUUUUUUACACAUUGUGCGUGUACAUCUUGUUUCUUUUUCACCAGCUUGAAGCAAUCUAGCGGAAAAGAAACUUGUUUGCGUGUAAUUUAAUGCCUCCUCUGUACAUAAAUAUAUACAUAUUAUAUAUAUAAAUUGACAUAUAUAUAUAUAUUGCGUCCAUGUGCGUGAGCAUGUCAAGUCACGUGUAUACAGUGUGGAGAAAAGAAGCAAGAAACAAUCUUUGUAUACUCUCGAUGAGCUCACAGCAGCUUGAUGACAUUUCUGUUUUCUUUGUUUUAUCUCUGUGCGGUUUUGUGCUUGUUGCAUCGUAUAAGCCGAGCACACCUGCAGCUGCAUGGGCAGCCUAUUCCCGAGUCAGUUCAAACAAAAAAGGCAGCGUCUACUUUUGGCUUGAAUGUGUUAUUUUAUUGUUUUCUUAGAGAUGGGUAUUACUAUGCACGACUGCCAUACAUUGUUUUACUGUUGCUUUUAUUGAAUGUGUUAGGCUUGUCCAUUUUUUUUUUUCCCCAAGAUGACUGCACAUUUUCAAUUGCACAAAGCUUUUGUGACAUCAUUUACAAGUGUUAGGUGGAAGUGGUAAUGAUACACUUGUAAGCGGAUAAAAAAAAACAAAACAAAGUAGCAUGUCCUGUUCUGUUAGUUAGAAGAGCACAUUUUUGUCCCUACCACCUUUACUUUUAGAACAAAUUUUUUUCUAAUGAUAAUAUUUGUUUAUCUGUAAGCAUUACACUUCUACAAUAAAGCAAAUUUGUCUAUAUAUAUAAACGGA
Molecule: messenger RNA, 12814 nt
Organism: Dermacentor albipictus
Lineage: Eukaryota; Metazoa; Arthropoda; Arachnida; Ixodida; Ixodidae
Product: rho guanine nucleotide exchange factor 10-like protein
Biological process (GO): actin cytoskeleton organization; positive regulation of stress fiber assembly
Molecular function (GO): protein binding; guanyl-nucleotide exchange factor activity
Source: RefSeq, a predicted model, not a curated record